Molecule: messenger RNA, 3837 nt
Organism: Marchantia polymorpha subsp. ruderalis
Lineage: Eukaryota; Viridiplantae; Streptophyta; Marchantiopsida; Marchantiales; Marchantiaceae
Source: the annotation of a GenBank genome assembly
GGCAGUGCUGUUGUUGUUGCUUUCAUCGAGCAGGAGGUGCAGACGGUGCAGCACAGGCAGAGGCAGCAGCAGCAGCAGCAGGUGGGGCUGAGCGAACCACCGCAGAGGAGACAGAUAGAGAGAGGGAGGGGAGGGGGAGGGUGAUAGAAGAGAGUGAGCGAGUGAGGUGAGUGUCUGCGUGGGUCUGAUUGUCUGCGUCUGUGGCCGACUGCGGAAAUACGGAAGUGGAGCUUCUGGUGCGUCUGAUGCUGCUGCUGCGCUGGUGGAGAGGGUGGCGUGCUGCUAGCGCUGGGCUUGGCGUUGGCGUUGGCGUUGGCGUUUGAUUGCUCGGUGCUGCGUGCGUAGGGAGGUGGGGAGAGGAGACUAGAGAGGUGGGGGAGGGAGGGAGGGAGGGAGGGAAGCAAUGAGGUCAGGGAGGGCAGCACUACUUCGAAUGGCUUGCGAGGGGAAGCAGGGAGGGAACAGAGGCGGAGUCGCUGCUGUCGUCGUCGCUGCUGCGGGUGGUGCAGGCAGUUUGAGAGCUGCGGGAGCACAUGUUCGGCGGGUGUAGAAGCACGAGGUGGCAGAGCUGUAGGGAAAAGGGAAGAGAUUGGUAUGUGGGGUAGCGGCAUUGUGGAAUAGGUAGAGUGGGUGAGAGAGAGAGAGAGAAAGUGAGUGAGAGAGAGAGAAGCAGUGGAAGUGCAAUGAAGUCGGCCUCGAAGCUUAGCAAAUCUGCCCCUGGAACUCCGAGGAAAGACCUCUCGAGUCAGAAGGAGAACUACGACGAUGCUCCGACAGACAAGAAGCGAAAGUUGGGCGGCAGGGACCUAUUGGACAAGCGUGCUAUGACUGAAUUAAAACCUCGUGUACGGCAAGCGUUUCUGUCACUCAACUCUCGUUUGGACUCGAGUCCGUCAUCGCAAAUGAGGACACCUACGAAUACUACUCCCCGCAAGGGAGCAGCAGCCCGAGAGGCCGAGCUCCCCGUGACUGUCAACCCCUCCGAUGUCGACGCUCUUUUGAGCAUGAAGAUGACCGGCAAGAAUAAGUUCGACUACAAGGGCAAGUGCGAGCAAAUGAUGGACUACAUCAAAAAGCUUCGAGCGUGCAUUCGUCAGUUCCAGGAGCUAGAAACCAACAUCACAUUGGAGAAGGACGACCUGCGUAGGCAGCUAGACGACGAGAAGGAAAGCCGCGAGCAAUCCGAGGCGACGUUGAAAUACAAGCAAGACGAGCUGGAGGCGGGGCUCGCCGAGCUCAAAGGCAUGUGCAAUAAUCUCGAAGAGAGGUUGGCCUACACAGAAUCUGAGAAAGAGAAUCUUUUAAAGGCGCGGGAGAAAGACGCCGAAACUCUCCAAUCUGCGGAGAAAGAAAUUUCUCGCUUAACCGAGCAUUUGGACAAGUCGAACAAGGAGGUCGCGAAUCUGUUGCAGCAGGUGAGUUCCCUACAAGACAUUAAUAAAAGACUUCAGGAGUACAACACUAGCCUUCAGCAGUACAACAGCAAAUUACAAAGCGAUGCGACAGCUGCAGCGGAGGCCAUGUCUAGAACUCAAAAGGAGAAGGCCGCAAUUAUGGAAACUCUCAGUGCACUUCGCGGCCAUACUUCGGUGCUUCAGGAUCAGUUAGAUGCCAGCAAGACUACAAUGCUGGAGAGACUGAAGCAGAACAAAGAACUAAAAGAAGAAGCUGAGAGGAUACGUUCAGAGCUACAACGCAUUACAGAUGACAGGGAACAGAGGGCUAGUCAAAUUCAAGCACUCAUGGACGAGAACAUGCGUUACAAGGAGUGCACAGGGAAGUCCGCAGCUGAGCUCGAGCAGCUUAGCAACAAGGCUGUAGCGCUCGAGGAAGGUUAUACCUCCCAGGCCGAAGCGAUGAAGGCCUUAAGACAACAACUGGACUUCGCCCACCAGAAGCUCAAGAUGGCUGAAGCAAGGAUAGCGGAGAAUGAGUCCAAAGGCGAUGAGUACAAGGGAAGACUAGAAGAAGUUCAGCAAAGGCUUUCGGAAGCAGAAAGCAGACUUCAUGAAGGGGAGCUUGUACGAAGAAAGCUCCACAAUACUAUUUUGGAACUCAAGGGCAACGUUAGAGUGUUCUGUAGGGUUCGGCCUCUCAUGCCGGACGAAGACGACAACGGUGGUACAGAGCCUAUCGUACAGUAUCCGAAUUCGACUGAGCUCAUGGGCAGGGGCAUUGAACUCGUCCAGUCUCAAGGACAAAAACAUACCUUUACCUUCGAUAAGGUUUUCGGUCCCGAGGUCAUGCAAGAGGAUGUAUUUGUGGAAAUUUCCCAGUUAGUCCAAAGUGCCCUUGACGGAUAUAAGGUAUGUAUUUUCGCUUACGGGCAAACAGGUUCAGGAAAGACGCACACUAUGCUUGGUAAUCAGGACCGUCCUGAGCAAAGAGGUGUUAUUCCCCGAUCUCUGGAGCAGAUAUUCAAGACCAGUCAAGCCCUUAGCUCAACUGGAUGGAGUUUCCGAAUGCAGGCAUCCAUGCUGGAAAUUUACAAUGAGACGAUCAGAGACUUAUUGGCCCGUCCUGGCAAUGGUAAUGGUAAUGAGAAUGGUACUCCUGCAAAGCAGCACAUUGUGAAACAUGACCUCAAUGGAAACACGAUUGUGUCUGAUCUUACCUUAGUAGAAGUCAGCAACUGGAAGGAGGUUGCAUCUCUCCUGCAACGAGCCGCCCAGAGCAGGUCUGUGGGUAAGACAGCGAUGAACGAGCAGUCAUCCCGCAGCCAUUGUGUGUUCACGCUGCGAAUUUCUGGUGUGAAUGAGAGCACGGAGCAACAGGUACAUGGAGUGCUCAAUCUCAUCGAUUUAGCUGGUAGUGAGCGCCUUUCUAGAAGUUGCUCCACUGGCGAUCGCUUAAAAGAAACUCAGGCAAUUAACAAAAGCUUGUCAAGUCUGGGGGAUGUCAUCCUAGCUAUUGGAAACAAAGAGCAGCACAUUCCGUAUCGAAACUCAAAAUUGACGUAUCUUCUCCAACCAUGCCUGGGAGGAGACUCCAAAACAUUGAUGUUCGUGAACAUUUCUCCCGAUUCGAAAUCUCUGAACGAGUCACUGUGCUCCUUGCGCUUCGCUGCUAAGGUCAACGCUUGUGAAAUUGGUGUGCCGCGACGACAGACUCUGGGGAGCCGAAAUGCGGAUUCGCGGCUAAGGAAGAAUGGAAGUUACAUUGAAGGGUCACUGCCGGAGGGUGAGUAUUAUGAGGAGAGUGAAUAUGAGUACAGGACCCAAGGAAGUUCGAUAGAUUUGGCUUGCAAACGGAUGAAAGAUAUCAGAAUAGGCCAAUAGGCUCCGAAACAUCUCUAGUAAGUUGCUUCCACCCACUCUAUCAGGAAGUCGAACUUUCCACAUGUGGGUGAUGGAUGCUCCUCCAGUAUGUCUUCUCAGCGCAAGUCGUCUUUGUCUGACUUGAGCUUUAGAGGACAAUCUUGUUAGCAAUAGUAGACGGUUACCGAUCACUUGUAAGUAAAAGCACUGGGAAUGAAUCCAUCUAGAAAUGUGAUGGGGUCUGCCCUCUGAGAGAAGAUCGGCUGUAGAGAGUAGUCUGAAACCUGGCCGCCCAAAUCACAGACGGAGGCAGUAUCUGUCCGAAUGAUUUUUACCCGCUGUGCAUCAACACAUGCAGGGUGGGCCACUGAAAGGAAAGCCACUGGUACGAGAUAGUUGGAAAGUACGGCACUCUGAUCACAUGCCUUUUGGGCAUGUCAAUUGAUAGUUUCUCCGAGGCAUUGAACUCCCAGUGCCACUGAACUCGCAGCAGCAGUUCACAUCCUUGUAAUCUAUUAAAUUGUUUAGAAACCAAGUUCAAAUUUGCAGACAACGUCGCCUGCCCUGUUGCCUUGUCGCG